AUAGUGUGGCACAAUAUCUCACUAUGGAUAGUUACAGAUGCUUUCAGUGUCUUGAUUUAAUUAGGGGGGAUAUUUCUUGCCUAUUCCAUCAUUUAAAAUACACACAUACAACAACCAGGGGAAAAAAUGUAAGUAUAACAUGCAUGCAAGGGGCAUGUAGACUAACAUUUCGUACAUUAUCAGGAUAUAGAAAACAUCUCAUUUCAAAGCACGCUGCACGGAUAAAGACGUCAAGCACAACUACAAAAGCAGUUCCAGAUCACCAAAGUGAAACCUGUUAUGAAGGAUCUGUUCUACAUGUAGGAAAGAAUAACAACACUGAAGGGAAUUUGGAACAACUGCACCAGGAAAAGGCAUUGUUUGUUGGAGAAAGCAGUGAGCAGGAAGAUGUCUCUUUUGAAACGCAAACAGAGAGACUACCUGAUAUUGCAGCAAAGUUUGUAGCAGAACUCAGGGCAAGGACUAAUGUGCCUGCUUCACACACCAACAAGGUCAUUCAAACCGCACAAGAUUUGGUUAUUUCUGUGUUACAAACUGUGCAACAGGAUGUGAUGGAUAUCUUAAGUGAGCCACAAUAUGCAGCUAACAGUGAGCUGAGAUCUGAUAUACAAGAUGUAUUCGAGAAUUCAAAGAAUCCAUUUUCAGAGCUCAUGUCAGAUACUCAACAGAAAAAAUAUUUCUCUGAGAAAGGUGAUUUCAUUCAGCCUUGUGAGGUGUUGUUGGGAACUUGCUUAAAACCAAAAAUUGAUCAAAAGACAGGUGAUCCACUGCAAAGCACACAAAAAGAAACCUUUCAAUAUAUACCACUAGCUGACACUAUUAAACAAUACUUAGAGCGACCAGGAGUAAUGAACGCCAUACUGUCUCAAAAAGGAUCAAAAGAUAAUGAUGUUUUGUAUUCAUUCAAAGAUGGUCACUAUUAUAAAAGGCAGGAAGCUACUGCUAGACAAGACUGUGAAUUCUUAGUGCCUCUGUUGUUGUACAAUGAUGAGUUUGAGACAGCCAAUCCGCUUGGGUCAAAACGCGGCAAACACAAGGUAAGUGCCUUUUAUACAAGUGUGUUAUCCCUUCCCAGGAAAUACCAGGCUAGGCUGGAAAAUAUCAUGCUCACAGCUAUGAUCACAUCUCCGCUUUUGAGUAAAUAUGGCAUCUCAGAAGUUUUGAAGGUAAUCAAGGAUGAUCUGCAGCAGAUGUGGACUGAUGGACUCACUAUCAAGUGCAAAGAGUUUGAGGGUAGGGUCAAACCCUACUUAUUCCAAGUUGUAGGGGACAAUCUUGGCAUUCAUGCCAUGCUGGGAUGUACAACCUGUUUCCGUGCCAACUAUUACUGUAGAUUCUGUAGAGGGCAUCGCUCGUUGCUUCAGAAACAGCCAAAAGAGGAUGCCCAAUAUCUCCGUGAUGAAAUAAACUAUGAUACAGAUCUUCAAAAGCCCUUGUCAGAAUCUGGCUUGAAGCAUGCAACAGUUUUGAAUGAAUUGCCUUACUACCAUUCCACCCAAAACUUAUGUCCAGAUGUAAUGCAUGAUUUUACAGAGGGAGUCUUGCCCCUGGAAAUGCACCUUGUUUUGAGUAAACUUGUUCAGAAGGGUUUCAUAACACUGGAUGAGGUGAACAGUAGAAUAUCCUCAUUCAAUUUUGGCUUUGUGGACCGCAAAAACAGACCAAGCCCAAUCAGGCAGGCAUCACUGAAGAAUCCAUAUUCUGCCAGUGGACAGACAUCAGCACAGAUGACGUGCCUUGCAUACAACAUCCCUCUCAUGAUAGGAGACAAGAUUGAUGAGAUGUGUGAUGAGUGGGAACUCUUACUGUCAAUCAUUGACAUCUUCAAAAUCAUUAUGAGUCCCAGUAUCAGUAAGUCUGCCAUCUAUGUCCUGAAGGCAAUGAUUGAUGAUCACCACAGGCUCUUCAUGCAGCUCUUCCCUGAAGCUAGUCUAACUCCGAAGCAGCACUUUCUUGUGCAUUACCCACGUGCACUGAAACACCUUGGGCCACUGACCCAGUAUUCAGCAUUGCGUUUUGAAGCAAUGCACAGACCUUUCAAGCAGAUUGCCAGUGUAUCUUGCAACUACCAAAACAUUGUCAAAACAUUGGCUAACAGAUACCAAAUGGCACGGUGCUACAGGUCAGUAUCAAAUCAGUCACUGGAUAGCCAAGAUAUCAAUGUGUCACAGCAAGCUGCAGCAAUGCUUGGUGAUCUACUUGAUGAUGAGGCACUUUGCAAAAAAAUUAACUGUGGAAGGGGAACCGAAGUUACAGUUGCUGGGAAAGUGGACAUUCAUGGAUAUGAGUUCCGGGCAGGUGUUGAUGUACUUCUAUAUUGGACUGAUGAUGAUGGACCCACGUUUGGACGUGUUCAGCAUAUUGUAGUGGUGCAAGAAAAGUUGUAUCUGCUCCUUCGGCUGUAUCAGACCUUGUACUUCAACAGACAUGUUGAAGCAUUUGCAGUACAGGUGGGCAGAGAGGAAGCACAAGCUGCUGUUGAAUGGUGUGACCUGUUUGAUCACAGGCCAGUCAAUGCUGUCCAGUCCUAUAGUGGAAGAGGGCGCUGCUUGUAUAUUGUGGUGCACCAUUCAUUCAUCUAGGAACAAGAAGUAUCAUGCUGCAAAUCAACAAAGCAUGGAACAAGCAUCAACGUCGACAAGAAGCCCAUCAGUGUUCUCCUUAGAUGACUGCUCAGAUCUCUCUUGUGUAACAGGAAGUGAGUGGAGUCCCAGACAAAGCCCUUCCCAGCCCAGUUUGGAUACGCCACUUUACGACUCCCCAGAAUCCAAGAGUCCUGAUCAACAUCCUCCCCUGAAACGGGUCAAGAAAGUGCAUUUCAACAUUGCUUGUAUAUUGAGAGAGACCACCAUGGGAAGAGCAGCAUUAAGGAACAUCAAUGCUACAAAUCUCUGCAGCAAAAGGGACCGGCAUACUGUUGUGGAUAUGUUGACUCAGUACCUGAUACGGGAGUAUGGUACCAAGCCAAGCUCAUUUGUGAAGGCAUCAAUGGCCCAUGCCCUUGUGACAAGCUUUCCUUUCUUAAAAGAUCCAGAAUCUCCACUUGGCUAUGAGGCCUGGUACUGCGUGGGGGCCAAGGGACGGCCAGCAACAGGCUACCUGGAGGAGCAUCUGAGGUAUGUCAGAAAAAAGGAGAAGUCCCUGAGGGUACCAGUAGCUGAAGACGAGGCAGAGUCUCAAAAGCAAGGAGAUACUGAUCUUGAGUCUGUGAACGAUGAUAACAUCACGACAAUGGAAGAAUGGCUGCGUAACAACAAGGAGCCAGAGGACAUGGUGAAGGACUACAUGAAACAAACAGCAACAAAAAGACAUGACUGGAUCAAGAGAAGUGACUGUUGUGUGAAGAACAUUCUUACCACAUAUCCCAGACUUCUCGAUGCUGGAAUGAUUGAAGGAGAUUUUGCAGAAUUGUUCCCAGAGAAAGCAAACGCACUGUACCAGAAGUGGCCCACAUUCUGUAACAAAGUAGUGGACUUCACCGAGAAAACUGGCAACUGGAGAAGUGCAAGAGCCGAAUUCGAAAACAUUCAUGACCCUGGGAAACUCAGUCUUGAGGAAAAGAGCAAUCUUGGAUUCUACAUGCUCCCAGUCUUGUUCCGAGGAAGGAAAGAUUCCAAGAGAGGAACGUACACCACUGCAGAAACAUUGUCGUCCUUCAUUGACGUUCAACCAGAGGUUCUCGACAUCCAGACUUAUGUUGAUAACAUUGAUGAAGCAGUCAGGUCACAGCCAUUUGUUGUUGUGCGUGGGAACAUUCUCACACCAAUACAGGCGUACGUCGUAGUAGAGAGGAGGAUACUUCCUGCCGCAACACUGCUUAAAGCAGUCGACUUGUGCUUUAAGGCACUUUAUGUGAUGGAUAUCGAAUAUCAGCCGCAAAGCUGUUCUGUUUGGAAAUUUCUCCAGAUUGUGGUGUUCCAGUUUACCGAUGGGGAGCAUCUUACACCAAAGCUGCGGGAGGUCCGAGCCUUCAUGAACAUGCCAUAAGCCAUCAUGAUGUGUUCACGCCAAGGAUGAUUACUGGUGAUAUAUUUCCUACAGAUGAAACUGACACAUCAUCGUUUAGCACAUUUUGGCUACUUGAACCAGUUUAUUUUGGGAGAAAAAAAACUGGAAAAAAGUAUUAUUUUGGACAAAAUAACCUUAAAGACAAACUGUUAUGAGUUGGAUACAGCACAUUAUUUUACAUAAUUUAGACAUGUUUGUGUAAGACUGAAGAUUUGAGGGUGGGGUGAGGAUCGCUGAAUAAUAUAAAAAAAGAGAGAAUUUAUACACAGCAGAAGUCUUUGUGUACAUUUUAAAAAUGAUAAAGGCCUAAUUGUUUUAUCCCAAUCAUUGCUUAACAUCCCCACCUUGAAAGUUUAAGAAAACAAAUGAAUAUAUGCCAAGUAUAAAUACAAAACAUAUUAUUGGCUAUAAAUCUUUUGCACUGGCGUAUACAAAUGCUUAUCGUGUUUGGUCUUAAUCCCAAGAGUACUGUUUCAUAACUCGUACAUCAAAAUGAUAUAUUUCUUCAUAAAACAUGAGCUAUGAUAUUUAUGACGUUUAAAACAGCAAGUGGGGUAUAUGAUUGUAAAUUACAUAUACCAUUAAUUUUCAUGUAAUGUGUAUCGUCCAUUGACCCUACGCUGAACUCUCUGCUGAAUGGACUGCAUGCAUUAAUUUACAUCGCGCAAAGCAGAAGUAGAGAAGUCAACAUUUUCAUCUACAUUUUGCAAAAUUGUAUUGAUAUUAUUGAUAAUAUCAAUAAAAUCAAUCAAACUGAGUAUAGCAGGUAGGGUCAAUUGAUUUUUGUUGUCUUUAAUCUAAUCAAAAAGUUAUAGUAGGCAGUGUGUAUCCUUGUUAUUUGAUCAGUACCUGUUCACCAUCACAGAUAGCCAAACUUUCAUGUGGUACUUCUGCACAUGUCAAAUAAUCUAGAGGGAUUUGAAUUUAUUUCCUCUUUUUUUUUCACUUCAAAAAAAUGUGUGCAUGUGUAACACUCUAAGGCAGAGUAUUGGUGUGUCAGGAUAAAUGAACACUAUGCCACACAUGGGAGUACAUGGGAUACAUACAGUGUACAUCAAAGUUGUCAUGCUGCACCAAACAGGGGCUAUAUUUGCAUUUACUUUUUUUAAAAGGUUGUAUUUUUUUCACCAAAAAUUGUAAUGUUGUAGUUGAUGUGAACAAGUUUUGUUUUUACGUUUCUGAUGAAAACAACAACAUGUGUUUACUGUGUAUGUUAUUUGUGUUUCAGUUAAGCAAUUAUUACCCUUUAGAUGAGAAAAAGAGUUGAGCAAAUAGAUGUUAUGGAAAAAAUGUUGAGCAAUGAUUAUCCAACAGACGAAUUAAAAAGUUGGGCAAAUGGA
Molecule: messenger RNA, 5348 nt
Organism: Strongylocentrotus purpuratus (purple sea urchin)
Lineage: Eukaryota; Metazoa; Echinodermata; Echinoidea; Camarodonta; Strongylocentrotidae
Exons: 8
Coding region: 2428-3987 (519 amino acids)
Source: RefSeq, a predicted model, not a curated record